AGUAGAGCUCAGCAAAACGAUUCUGACACUUCUCCGCCACACUGCUCACCUCUUUUUUCUCCCAAUCGACUCGACGUCUCCGAGUUUCUUCUGGGUUGCCCUUGUCCUCACACAUCUGAAGCCUGGUCGGCAACCUCACCACGAGCCGACCUCCCAAUCCUCCCCCUUUUUCCUGUCCCUGGGAACUGUACUUGCUACAACGUUCACGCGUGGCACGAAUCCCAAACUUUCCUUCACCAACCAAGCCUACCACAAUGCUGUCAAGGACAAUCCUCCGCAGCUCCUCGCGGGCGCUGCGAGUCGCCUCGGUAACCCCGCGUACCACAGGGUCGGCCUUUCUGCACACCACCCGGCCCUUUAACCAGCCUCCCAAGGGCGGCUCCCCCGUGCCGGGAGGCUUCGCCCGGACCGACGACAACAUCACAGUCGAGUACCCAGAGGAGGGCGAGCUGCCCUCGUCCACGCCCGUCCAAGGCCGCGGCGGCCUGCACAUGAAGCGCACCCUUGCCUCAUUCUCGCUCGAGGGCAAGGUCGGCGUCGUCACCGGCGGUGCCCGCGGCCUGGGUCUCGUCAUGGGCCAGGGCAUGGUCAUCAGCGGUGCCAACCUGGCCAUCGUCGACAUGAACAAGGAAGAAGCAGAGAAGCAAGCCGCCGAGCUCAUCGAGGUCUUCCGGCGCGAGAACCCCGGCGCCGCCCGCGUGCCAAAGGUCACCGCGCACUACGCCGACGUCUCGGACGAGAGCUCCGUGCGCAGCUGCCUCGACGACGUCAUCAGGGAGCACGGCAAGAUCGACAACCUCGUCACCAGCGCCGGCUUCACCGAGAACUUCCAGGCCAUCGACUACCCCAUCGACCGUAUGCGCAAGCUCUGGAGCGUCAACGUCGACGGCACCUACCUCUUCGCAACCAUGAUCGCCAAGCACCUCAUGGAGCGCAAGGCCCAGGGCAGCAUGGUCUUCAUCGGCAGCAUGUCGGGCGCCAUUGUCAAUGUGCCCCAGCCUCAGACCCCUUACAACGCCGCCAAGGCUGCCGUACGGCACAUGGCUGCCUCUCUGGCCGUCGAGUGGGCGCACGCGGGCAUCCGCGUCAACUGCAUCUCGCCUGGCUACAUGCUCACAGCUCUUACCGAAAAGAUCCUCGACGACAACCCGGAGCUCAAACGCCAGUGGACCUCGCUCAUCCCCCAGGGCAAGAUGGGCGUCCCCGUCGACCUCAUGGGCCCCGUCGCCUUCCUCCUGUCCGACGCCUCUUCGUACGUCACUGGUGCGGACCUCCGCGUCGACGGCGGCUACACUGUCACGUAAAAGGAGAUUCUCUCCAUUGGCUGUGCGUUGUCCAGAGAGACUCUGGGAUAGCUGGGAAAGCGGAUAGAGAAAAGUGGAGAAAGAGGGAGAGCGA
This is a messenger RNA of Microdochium trichocladiopsis, 1398 nucleotides long. RefSeq lists its product as uncharacterized. Gene Ontology annotation, molecular function: oxidoreductase activity, acting on NAD(P)H, oxygen as acceptor. Bases 255 to 1304 code for a protein of 349 amino acids. NCBI's taxonomy places the organism in Eukaryota, Fungi, Ascomycota, Sordariomycetes, Xylariales, Microdochiaceae. The record is from RefSeq and is a predicted model, not a curated record. Gene Ontology annotation, cellular component: intracellular anatomical structure. The transcript has 4 exons.